AUGGCUCCCGCCCUUACAACCACAGAGACAAUCGCCUACCUAAAGUCGCUCCCAGCAGUCAGGGAGCGAGCUGAAAUGGUGUAUGCAAAAGCUCAGGAAGGUCAAUUGAAGCACUUUGAUGUGGAUUUUCCAAAAUUGAAUGAUGUGGCCAAGUUUGUGGUAGCAUUGAUCAAACGUGAUCAUGAACCAAGCCAGAUCGCUCAGAUUCCACCACAUACACGUCUUCGCCAUUUUGAUGUCGGCCAAGUGGAUCGUCUCGGACAGCUGGUUGAGAGUUGGAAAGAAAGAGUUGAAACAGUGGAGAUAGUUCGUAGGUUAGUCGAUUUGGUCGUUGUUUCUGUCCUGUUGGACGCAGGCGCAGGCGACCGAUGGACAUUUGAAGUCAAACCCGACAGCUUUCAAAAAACGGCAAAAUCUUACUCCCGAUCUGAGGGAUUAGCCCUGGCAUCGUUGGCCAUGUUUAAAGAAGGACGGUUUUCGAGUGACAUUCAUCGCCGUCAUCAGGUCGACGCUGAUGGCCUGUGCAAUCUGACCCUUGAGAGUCUCAAAGAAGGAUUUCAAGUAGACGAUGAAAAGAAUCCCCUACUUGGCCUCGAAGGUAGGUGGGAAUUGCUCCGUCGCCUUGGAAUAGCCCUCAAAGCUCAUCCAGAAUACUUUGGUGGUCCUCUUCGUCCAGGAAACAUGACUGAUUUCCUUUUCAAGGAAGGAUCAGACCGGCCGAGCCGUAACGACAAGUAUGUGGUUCGUACAGAAUCUCUUUUCAAAGUUGUGAUCGACGGCUUUGCAGAAAUUUGGCCCCCAUCGCGUACCACUUUGAAUGGGGUUUCACUGGGUGAUGUAUGGCCCUGUGAUGCUAUCCAGAACCCACAGGCAAGCCCAGAUUCAACAGAUCAUUACGUUCCUUUUCACAAGUUGUCACAGUGGAUGACAUACUCAAUCAUGGAACCACUAGAAAACUAUAUGCAUAUUGAAUGGGAGCACUCUAAUCUUUUGACUGGUCUUCCAGAAUAUCGCAAUGGCGGCUUAUUGAUUGAUCUUGGAUUUAUGACUUUGAAACCUAAUGAGGAGGAGCGUGGGUUAGAAAACUACAAGCGCAAUGCGCUAAAGCCAGGUCAACCUGCAGUUGAGGUCGUACCAAUGUUUGAGCCAAGUGAUCCAGUGAUCAUUGAAUGGCGUGCUAUGACUGUCGCGACUCUGGAUCGAAUUGCAGUCGAGGUUCGAAAGCAAUUGGAUUUACCCAACCUGACACUUGCCCAAGUUCUGCAAGGAGGUACCUGGAAUGCCGGACGAGAAAUUGCCGCUGUGUCACGUCCCAAUACCAAGGGUCCUCCAAUUGCCAUUUUGAGCGAUGGCACUUUGUUUUAA
Messenger RNA from Lobosporangium transversale, 1365 nucleotides. RefSeq lists its product as hypothetical. The transcript has 6 exons. Bases 1 to 1365 code for a protein of 454 amino acids. The record is from RefSeq and is a predicted model, not a curated record. Lineage: Eukaryota; Fungi; Mortierellomycota; Mortierellomycetes; Mortierellales; Mortierellaceae.